UGGCUGUCUUGUCCUCUCCGUUAUCCUGGAAUGCGCUGUUCGGGUUGGAAUGGUCUCCUCCCUCCUCCACUGUCUCUCCCCGCACUGGAGCUGAAAGCAGUCGGCAACUAUUACUGAUGGUUUUUUCUCUCCCCCCUCGACAUUUCCAUGGUUACUGUCCAGUCUAAGGUCUGAUAAGCAGAGAGGAGCCGAGCCGUGUGUGUGAGAAUGGAGCUGGACGAAAAGAAGCCGGACAGCAAAUACGGGGAGUCCAGGAAGUUCGAUCCGAGCUUCAAAGGGCCGAUCCACGACAGGGGCUGCACAGAUGUCCUCUGCUGUAUUCUCUUCAUAUUGGCCCUGUUGGGAUACUUCGCUGUGGGUAUCCUCGCCUGGUCCCAGGGUGACCCCAGGAAAGUGAUCUACCCCACAGACAGCAGGGGGCAGUUCUGUGGACAAGCUGGAACACCUCUGGAGAAGAAGCCUCUUCUGCUCUACUUCAACAUACUGAAAUGUGCCAGUCCCCUGGUGCUGCUGGAGUUCCAGUGUCCCACCACACAGUUAUGUGUGGAAAGCUGUCCUGACAGGCAUCUCACCUUGGUGAAAGCCAAGUUAGGAAGCAAAGAAGACCAUGAAUACUACAAACAGUUCUGCAAGGACGGAGUGGACUUUGCUAAAUUGAGUCCUCCUGAGAUCCUGAGGGAUGGCUUGUGUCCAGCAUUGUUGAUGCCCAGUAAAGCCUUCACACGUCGCUGCCUUCCGGCCUUGGGAACGAUGAAAGGUGGGGUGGUGGUGGUGGGCAAUGAGACCACUUUCGAUUCUGGACAGGGCGUCAAUAUCAACGCCACUGACGUGUUGGAGGCUUCAAAGAAGUCAAAUGUGGCCGUUGAAGCUCGCCAGGUGGCCAUGAGGAUCUUUGAAGACUACACUCAGUCUUGGCAUUGGAUAUUGCUCGGUCUGGUGAUUGCCAUGUUAGUCAGCUUGAUUUUCAUCGUCCUGCUGCGAUUCUUGGCCGGCGUCAUGGUCUGGAUCAUGAUUGUUUUGGUUAUUCUAGUAAUUGGAUACGGUAUUUUCCACUGUUACAUGGAAUUUGCAAGUCUGAAGGGAGAGCCUGGUGCCGACGUCACCAUCCGUGACCUGGGCCUGCAGACCGACUUCUCUGUCUACUUGCAGAUCAGACAGACGUGGCUGGCCUUCAUGAUCAUCCUGGCUAUCGUGGAAUUCAUCAUCAUCCUGCUACUCAUCUUCCUCAGGAAGAGAAUCCUAAUCGCGAUCGCUCUCAUCAAAGAGGCCAGCAGAGCCGUUGGCCAUGUGAUGUCCUCUCUUUUCUACCCACUGCUGACCUUUGCCCUCCUGGCCGUGGUGAUCGCCUACUGGGCCGUCACUGCUGUUUUCUUGUCCACCUCUAACGAGCAGGUGUACAAGGUGUUCAACAACUCUGAGUGCGAGUACUCACGGGAGACCUGCGACCCCAAGACGUUCAACACCUCCAACGCCUCUGCCCAGUGUCCAGAUGCAGAGUGCCUGUUUGCCUUCUACGGAGGUGAGAGCAUCUACCACAAGUACCUCAUCCUGUUCCAGUUCUACAACGUCUUCCUGUUCUUCUGGUGCGCCAACUUUGUGACGGCCCUGGGCCAGGUCACUCUGUCGGGGGCCUUCGCAUCAUAUUACUGGGCCUUCAAGAAGCCCGAUCAUAUUCCCGCCUACCCAAUCUUCGCCUCACUAGGACGCGCCCUAAGGUACCACGCCGGCUCCCUGGCUUUCGGCUCCCUCAUCCUGUCUGUGGUUCAGGUUAUCAGGGUCAUUCUGGAGUAUCUGGACCAAAAGUUGAAAGGUGCACAGAACAAAUUUGCUAAAUUCCUGCUAAGCUGCAUGAAGUGCUGCUUCUGGUGCCUGGAGAAGUGCAUCAAGUUCCUGAACAGAAAUGCCUACAUCAUGAUUGCCAUCUAUGGAAAAAGUUUCUGUCCUUCAGCCCGAGACGCCUUCUUCCUUCUCAUGAGGAACAUCCUCCGAGUGGCUGUGUUAGACAAAGUGACCGACUUCCUGCUGUUUCUUGGGAAGCUCCUCAUUGUUGGCAUUGUUGGGAUCUUCUCUUUCUUCUUCUUCUCUGGAAGAAUCAAAGCAGUAGAGGAUGCUGCUCCAUCUCUGAACUAUUACUGGGUGCCAAUAAUGACAGUGGUAGUGGGAUCCUACCUCAUCGCCCACGGUUUCUUCAGUGUGUACGCCAUGUGUGUGGACACACUCUUCCUCUGCUUCUGUGAGGACCUGGAAAGAAACGACGGCUCGUCCGACAGGCCUUACUUCAUGUCCCCCGAGCUGCACGAGAUCCUCUCCAAAACAAAGAGAGAGGAGGACGAGGACCAGGCAGACUCCGCAAAGCAAGCGGAGGAGGUGACGCUGGAGGAGGAAACGCCUCUUCAGCAGCAGCAAGAUGGAGAGAUCCAGCUGACACAGCAGACGGUCCUCAAGCAGGAAAACGAAGAGGAGCAGCCGCUACAGUCAAAGACAGAUGUUGAUGAGCCGAAAGAGGAGAAGAGCGAGGAACCGGCAAUAAGUCCAGCAGAGGAGGCUGAGAAGAAGGAAGAGGUGAAGGAAGCGGCAGAGUUAAAACAGGAAGAAAAGACGGAGGAGGUGACCCCUGAGAAAGAGGAGACUGGUGAAAAGAAAGAGGAGGAGGAGGAAUCGAAGGACAAAAAUCCUCCCUCUGCACCACUGGAGUAGAAGUCAGCAGUAAUGUUGUGGCAUCAAAAAAAAGAAGAAGCUAGGCUCGGUAAACCUCAUAAAAGCAUAAAGAAUGAAAUAACUGUUCCCUGCAAAUUUGUGAUACGGACCUGAUCAAUGUACGGCAUAGAACAAGCUAAAUUUCACAUGGCCUUGCUUGUGUGUGAGCGAUGUGGCGUCCAGGUGAAGAAGGUCAAAGCAGGUCAAAAAGCCCAGUGCAUCUCUGUAGCUUGAAAAAAAAGAAAAAAAACGCUCUCUCGUGUUGAAUUUUAGAACCGUGUUGGUUUUUAUAUCGUGACGAUCUGUAGAAUGUUGUGAGUGCUGAACCCGUGCCUGAUCUCUGUCACUGAUCUCUGUCGUCUUGAGCCCGUUAACGAACGCACUACCGCGUACAGUCGGACCAAACCAAUACAUCUCGACCGACAGGUGAAUCGCUUUCACUGUUUACAAUCAUACCAGCUGAUGCCAAAACCUUACAGACACAUUUGAUAUGCUGUAUGAAUAUUGGAUCUUUUUUUUCUCUGUGUGUAUAUAUAUAUAUACAUAUACAUAUAUAUAUAUAUAUAUAUAUAUAUAUAUAUAUAUAUAUAUAUAUAUAUAUAUAUAUAUAUAUAUAUAUGUAUAUACAUAUACAUAUAUAUAUACACAGUGGUGUAUGCCUAUGAUGUAUUUUUGUUGGCUUCAGUCUUGUAGAGAUCCUCACCAAGAUGGGUUCCUGUGUAUUGUUAUUACCAUCUACCUGCCUUGGUAUUUCUUGGACUGGCGUUAAGUGCUGUGGCUGUGUCGCCAUGACAACCUCUCAGACUCUUUGGACCCCCCCCCCCCCGCCCGGCCCCCUCGUUGUUUACUAACCACAACUACCUGGCUCUGUCCCUAUCCUCACUCUCUGUCUCUCUAAGUGCUGCAUGGUGUUGACAUGGCCUUCUGAAUGCUCGCAAACUAACAUACUUUAAGUAUCUGGAUGCUUUUGUAACUUUUCUCUUGAUCGUCAACUUGUUGAGAUGUUUUCCACGGAAAUUACUGAUGACAUUCCAUAUUUAUUGGCUGUGAAUCUUGAUUAAAGGUGAUUAUAUUAUAACCAUA
Molecule: messenger RNA, 3780 nt
Organism: Scophthalmus maximus (turbot)
Lineage: Eukaryota; Metazoa; Chordata; Actinopteri; Pleuronectiformes; Scophthalmidae
Gene: slc44a2
Product: solute carrier family 44 member 2
Exons: 22
Coding region: 208-2697 (829 amino acids)
Biological process (GO): choline transport; transmembrane transport
Cellular component (GO): membrane
Molecular function (GO): choline transmembrane transporter activity
Source: RefSeq, a predicted model, not a curated record